UCUCUUCUUCCGCUUCAGCUUUCAAUAAUGCCACAAAAAACCCUCGCAAACUCCACCUCACAUCGUCAAUAGAUUUCAAUUAAUCUCAGAGAUAUUUCUCUUCCACCGUCGUCUCCUCCUCCGGGAAUUUCCAUCGUCUUCCUGCCUCUUUCCUUUUUGGUGUACAUAUGAUUUAGACCUCCCGCAUCCGUCUUUCAGAACCUCAGUGCGGAAACUGCAAGCAUUUUGGUGUCGAUUCGGAAGUCACUUUCUAAAUUCGGAAGCAAUUCGUCGCAAGAAAAGUAAUUAGACUUCUCUCUUCGGCGUCUUCGAAGAUAAAUCUGCUUUGAAGCAUGCAAGAAGUAAAAUCCUCUCCAGUUUCGCAUGAAUCACAAAGUGACCAGCAGAAUAAUCAAACAGCAGAGCCUCCCUUAGCUGACUCUGGUUCAGUAUCUGCUUCAAGCAAUGAUAGCAGAAAAGUUUCACGCCAAGAUAUUGAACUUGUCCAGAAUUUAAUAGAACGGUGUUUGCAAUUGUAUAUGAACAGAGAUGAGGUGGUCAAAACUCUCUUGACUCGGGCAAGAAUCGACCCUGGAUUUACAACAUUGGUGUGGCAGAAGUUGGAAGAAGAAAAUGCUGAUUUUUUCAGGGCCUAUUACAUAAGGCUGAAAUUGAAAAAGCAAAUCCUUUUGUUCAACCAUUUUCUUGGGCGUCAAUACCAUCUCAUGAACCCUGUACCUCCUAAGGUUCCUUUGGCCCCCAUACAGAAUGGGAUUCAUCCCAUGUCUGUUAACAACUUGCCAAUGGGAUACCCUGUGCUGCAACAGCCUCCAGUUCCUGCUGCUGGUCAACCACAUCUUGACCCUAUGGGCUGUGGAGUAUCUAGCUGUCAUGUUGUCAAUGGAGUCCCUGCACCAGGCAAUUUCCAACAUAUGCAAAUGAAUUCUGGAAAUGACAUGGUUAUGGACAACAGUGCAAGUGAUGUAGCCCAUUCUAUUCCCCCUAGCACUGCCAUGUCUAUGUCAGAUAUGCCUGUCAGUCCCACCUCAGCAGCAUCAGGCGGCCAUUUUCCAUUCACUGCAUCAGACAUAUCAGGGAUGGGAGUGGACACAUCUGCACUUGAUACAGCCUUUACAACUGAUGUGACAAAUUCAGUAGGAUCACAGCUUGAACCUGAUGGUGGGGCUGGAAAUUCUAGAGAUUCCCUAAGAUCGCUAGAUCAGAUUCAGUGGAAUUUUAGCCUCACAGAUCUAACAGCUGAUCUGUCAAACUUGGGAGAUUUAGGAGCUCUAGGGAACUAUCCUGGUUCUCCCUUUCUUCCCUCUGAUUCAGAAAUUUUGCUUGAUUCUCCAGAACCAGAGGAUAUAGUGGAGGAGUUUUUUGUUGAUUCUGUCCCUGGACAACCAUCUUCUCAAUCAGAUGAAGAGAACCACAUAGAUCAAGGUGCGGCUUAGUACCUUUACUCAAAACUGUUAGGAUAGGACAAAGUUAGAUCAAUAAAAGCAUUUCUUGUUUUCUGAUUAAUGUUAUUAACUGAACAUUUGAGCAUUGUAAUUUAGUUUACUUGAUAUUAGCCGGCACCUUAGAAAGUUCCUUUUAAAUUGUGCUUGUGAGACCUAUUGUUGUAUAGAACUUAAAACAUCAUAUGGUCGUAGUUUUGUUCAGAAAUAGAUCACCUUCUUCUUC
Molecule: messenger RNA, 1665 nt
Organism: Rubroshorea leprosula
Lineage: Eukaryota; Viridiplantae; Streptophyta; Magnoliopsida; Malvales; Dipterocarpaceae
Source: the annotation of a GenBank genome assembly